Molecule: messenger RNA, 702 nt
Organism: Funneliformis geosporum
Lineage: Eukaryota; Fungi; Glomeromycota; Glomeromycetes; Glomerales; Glomeraceae
Source: the annotation of a GenBank genome assembly
AUGGCUCGUACUAAGCAAACUGCUCGUAAAAGUACCGGAGGAAAAGCUCCUAGAAAACAACUUGCCACGAAAGCUGCUCGUAAGUCAGCCCCAGCUACAGGAGGUGUAAAAAAACCUCAUCGUUAUAGACCUGGUACUGUAGCUUUGCGUGAAAUCCGACGUUAUCAAAAAUCUACUGAACUUUUGAUCCGCAAGUUGCCUUUUCAACGCCUUGUCCGUGAAAUUGCACAAGACUUUAAAACAGACUUACGUUUCCAAUCUAGCGCUAUUGGUGCUCUCCAAGAAGAACGUUUUACCAUCUCGUCUAUUUAUCCGUCAAAUCAUGAUCAAAAAUUGCAUCAAGAAAUUCAAACCCUGUUCUAUUACAACUGUCGCUUUCGAGAUCUUACACAAACUCUUACAUUUUAUUCCCCUCCUCCUAACACCCCUUCCGAAGAGUCUACAUCAUCCUACAACCUAAAUAAAUACUUGGGUAGAAUCGGAAAAGGUUAUGUAAAACUGGCUUCCGGUAUGAGAUUAUUGUGCAUUUUUCAGCAAAGUUCUCAACACCUUUUUGUUGUUUGUAAACUGACUGGCCUUGUUGGAUUUAUAUCAGUAGAAUUUCUAUAUGCUUGGUACCGAAAUAGAUAUAAUGAACGUCUUCUUAACAAGACUGUGGAAAAGGGCACUCGGCCUAGUGUGUAUAGAAGCAGGAACCGGUGA